UGUUUAACCCUUUUUUUCUUUCUUUAUGGAAAUGCGAUCUGUGCAGAUGGAGUUGACUUUGCUGUUUCAUGUUUUACAUUUUGAAAGAUUGCAAAUUUCGUUGCAGAUUCUCUCAUCCAUUAGAAGAACAAAACAAUGUUAAAACUACUUGUUAAACCCAAAAAAGAAGAAGAUUAAGACUAGUUUGUAACAGAUUUAUACUGAUUGACUGCUCAGUUGCUAUUGCCCAUUUGCUGUUAAAGGCUCUCUUAAAGCGUGCUUAAGCCUGAAGCUCAGAUAGAUGUAUCAAGUAGAUAUUGAUCAUGGGCAAGAGAAGCAAUCGCGUCCCCCUGCUGCAGAUGGGGGCGAGGAAUCAAUCCAUGCUGUUGGACAAGAGGGGAUGGGUCAACAAAUCCAUCUUGAGAGGAGAAAAGGGAAAUUGACUUCCAAGUUUACUCUGGUGAAUAUUUCCACUAAUCUACUAUUGGCAUACCAAAGUCUGGGGGUGGUAUAUGGAGAUGUGAGCACUUCUCCGCUUUAUGUCUAUAGGAGUAUCUUUGUGGGGAAGUUGCAAAAUCAUCAGAAUUCAGAAGCGAUAUUUGGUGCAUUUUCACUGAUCUUCUGGACAAUAACGCUCAUUCCUUUGCUCAAAUAUGUGUUCAUUGUAUUAAGUGCAGAUGAUAAUGGUGAAGGGGGUACAUUCGCUCUUUACUCUUUGCUGUGUAGACAUGCAAAGUUUAGUCUACUUCCCAACCAACAGGCAGCAGAUGAGGAGCUAUCUGCUUACAAAUAUGGAUUCUCCGGGCAGUCGGCAUCUUGUUUACCAUUGAAGAGAUUUCUUGAGAAGCAUAAGAAGUCACGCACAAUACUGCUUAUUGUUGUAUUGUUAGGUGCUUGUAUGGUCAUAGGAGAUGGUGUUCUGACUCCUGCAAUGUCAGUUAUAUCAUCAAUAUCAGGGAUCCAGGCUGCUACUGAACAUCUAUCUCAUGGUGGUGUGCUACUUCUUUCUUGCAUAAUAUUGGUUGGCCUGUUUGCUCUACAGCAUUCUGGAACCCACAGGGUUGGAUUCUUGUUUGCACCUAUAGUGACUAUUUGGUUGAUAUCUAUUUUUGUCAUUGGGCUGUAUAAUACUAUUUUUUGGAAUCCCAAAAUUGUGUCUGCCCUUUCUCCAUAUUAUAUCAUCAAGUUCUUUAAGGAAACUGGGAAAGAUGGUUGGAUUUCUCUAGGAGGUGUGCUCCUCUCAAUUGCAGGUACUGAAGCUAUGUUUGCAGAUCUUGGUCAUUUCACUGCCUCCUCAAUGAGGAUUGCAUUUCCAUUUUUUGUAUACCCUUGCUUGGUGGUACAGUACAUGGGUCAAGCUGCUUUCCUGUCCAAAAACAUUGCUUCAAUUCCAAAUAGCUUCUAUAAUUCAAUACCUGACAUUGUAUAUUGGCCUGUCUUUGUUAUCGCUACCCUUGCAGCCAUUGUUGGCAGUCAGGCUGUAAUCACUGCUACAUUCUCCAUCGUGAAGCAAUGUAAUGCACUGGGUUGCUUCCCACGGGUCAAGAUUGUCCACACUUCAAAGCAUAUUAAAGGGCAGAUCUAUGUCCCAGAAAUAAAUUGGAUCCUAAUGAUUCUGACCCUUGCUGUGGCUGUUGGGUUUCAGGACACCACUUUAAUUGGAAAUGCAUAUGGUAAGCCUACUAGUCUUUUGACAAUCUCUAUUCUAAUUCUUCAAAUUCCACUGUAUGAUACUGCCUUCCUACAUUUCAUUCUCAUAGAAAGUAGACUAAUCCCCAUUAUAUGAUCUUCGCAACUAUCCCAAUUAUAUCACCCUCCGAAAUAAUUGAAUUUUUCUUAUGCAUCUGUCAGAUCUGUGGUAGUAUUAUAUUUAUUGGUAUGCAGGUGAAGAAAUAGAAUGUUGACAUAUCCAACAUUAAGCCGUCCAAUGUGCCUGAGCUAAAAUGUUCACAAGUAAUUGUGUUUGCCAAAUAUUUCUGUUAUACCUGAUUACUCUUCAUGAUUGUGUAUUUGUUUCCUCAAACAUGCUUCUAAGCCUCUCCUUGUGCCUUUUGCAGUGUCUUUGGUCUUCUUUUUGAAAAACCCUGAUGAAAAUAAACACAUAUGAAAUCGAAAUGAUGAAUGAUGUGAACAUGAAGGAAUCU
This is a messenger RNA of Nicotiana tabacum (common tobacco), 2123 nucleotides long. The record is from RefSeq and is a predicted model, not a curated record. NCBI's taxonomy places the organism in Eukaryota, Viridiplantae, Streptophyta, Magnoliopsida, Solanales, Solanaceae.